This is a messenger RNA of Colossoma macropomum (tambaqui), 1885 nucleotides long. It is a transcript of the gene aqp11, whose product is annotated as aquaporin 11. The record is from RefSeq and is a predicted model, not a curated record. Gene Ontology annotation, biological process: transmembrane transport. The transcript has 3 exons. Bases 16 to 852 code for a protein of 278 amino acids. Gene Ontology annotation, molecular function: channel activity. NCBI's taxonomy places the organism in Eukaryota, Metazoa, Chordata, Actinopteri, Characiformes, Serrasalmidae. Gene Ontology annotation, cellular component: cytoplasm; membrane.
ACUCCGGGAGUCGGGAUGGCGGAUCUCGUCGUCUCUCUGCUCGUGCUCGCGGGUAUAGUUCUCGCGUGCGAGGUCGCGAGGCGGGCAAGCGCGAGGCUGCUGUCGCGCGGCGUUUACGGCGCGUGCGCGGCCGAGCUCAUCUCCACGCUGCAGCUGUGCGCGUGCACGCACGAGCUCAAGCUGCUGGGCGACGCCGGGGUCUCGCAGCGGCCGCCGCUCCUCGCGCUCGCGCUCACGUACGGCACGUCGGUGGUGCACGCGCUCACGUCCUGCGGCGCGACCUGCAACCCGUCAGGCGCGUGCGAGCGCUUCCUCCGCGAGCGCGGCGGUGGGCUGAGCGCGGGCGCGCGCGUGGCGGCUCUGACGGCACGCGUGGCGUGCCAGUUCGCGGCGGCCGUCGCGGCUCGCGCCGCCGUGCGCCACAUGUGGGCGCGCGGGUUAUCGGAUCUGCACGCGCGGCACCGAGCGUCCGCCUUCCGGUGCUCGAGUCCCAUCGGGCACGCGCCCCUGCUUGAGGCCGCGGCCGUGGAAAUGGCGUGCGCCUUCGUCGUGCACGCCGCCGGCUCGUGCACGCGCAGCCUGCAGGAGAAGUACAGAGUGCACGCGGUGGCGGCCGUGAUCACCUCGGCGGUCUAUGCAGGGGGAAGCACAACAGGGGCAGUAUUCAACCCAGCGCUGGCGUUUUCAACACAGUUUCCCUGCACCGGCGGCACGUUUGCGGAGUACAGCUUGGUGUACUGGAUGGGGCCACUACUCGGCAUGGCAGCCUCAGUCCUGCUGUUUGAUAAAGUCAUUCCGGCUCUUUCUGUGAAGAGCACGGCCGACACCAUCGAGCAGAAGAAGGAGAAGUAAAUGAAACUGGAGGCCUGUAAAAGAAACCCUGAAGUUCUUCAGUGAAGAAGUCUUAUAUACUGGUUACUGUUGCACAUUUUAUAAGCACCGAAAGGUCAUUUCAGUGUUAUUUUGUCCCAACGCUGUCAGUGUGAUUUAACCCCUUAGACUCUGGUCUGUAUCUGGAUCCUCACUGCGACUCCUCUUGCAUAGAACCUAAAAACCUGCACAUUAGUUUCAUAAUAGUUAUCCAUUAAUUUUGGAAGCUCACGUCUCCUAGAGAGAGAAGAAAAAAAUUACUUGACAAAAUUCUGACACUAUAAUAAGUUGAAUAUAAAGAAAGUAAGUAAUUAUUUGGUGAUAAUAAGUCAAAGAACCAUUUUGAGAUGCUUGAGUCAAAAUUUUGACAUACGGCUGCCAGAAACUGAAGAAUAAAUCAUGGGCGAAAAUAUAUAUUUCAGAAUAGUGGCUCUGUACUUCGACUUAUUAUCACCAAAUAUUUACUUACUUUCUUGAAAUUCAAAAAGCUCAUUAUUUAAUUAUUAAUUUAUUAAAGUAUGUCGAAUUUUGUCUUUAUUUUUCAUUAUUAGUUCCCUGAUGAACUUUAAGGCUGAUGCAUUUUGUCUGAUAGAACUUUUCUACCAAAUAUCGCUGUUAUUUGAAUUGGCUACAUGAAAGCCAGCGCUGCUGCACAUUUAACUGAGACUGGCAACCUCACAUGAACACCCCACGCAAACCAGCUGACAGCAUUUCAAAAGAGCUGAGCACAAAGCAGACCAGGACACAGUGGAGGUUCUUGAGCAAAACAGAGCGAAACACCUCGAAGGGUGAACUCCAAAACCUCACAAAAGCACAAAGAGAACAAAAGUAUUGUCGUGUUUCGCGUGACGUCCCACUGUAUAGUCGCUGCCAUUUGGAGGACCGAAUCAGGGUGACUGCACUGUCGCGAUGCCUUCAAUUAGCUGUGCUUUGUGAAUGAUUCACCUGUAAGACGCGACAGAAGCCGAGAGACGAGAGACACACAGACCUUUAAUUCAGUGUUUUCACUCCAGGC